This is a messenger RNA of Trichogramma pretiosum, 2664 nucleotides long. It is a transcript of the gene pix, whose product is annotated as ATP-binding cassette sub-family E member 1. Bases 345 to 2171 code for a protein of 608 amino acids. The record is from RefSeq and is a predicted model, not a curated record. The transcript is spliced from 6 exons. Gene Ontology annotation, molecular function: ribosomal small subunit binding; ATP hydrolysis activity; ATP binding. NCBI's taxonomy places the organism in Eukaryota, Metazoa, Arthropoda, Insecta, Hymenoptera, Trichogrammatidae. Gene Ontology annotation, biological process: ribosomal subunit export from nucleus; translational initiation; translational termination.
GAUGGUAAUGGGACGGUCUGCCAAGUACGCUUGUCGUCUUGCAAAACAUUUCAAUUUCCGGCAUAAGGAGUCUGCUUUAGCCGACGCACUGCCAAUCUAGACGCGAGCGGCGUGAAUGAUAAUAGUGUGCAAGCCGCGAAGUCGUGAAUGAUUUCGUUUUUACCGCUUAUGGUUUACGUUGGCAGUACUACAAGCCAAUAACGACGGCAGCCAUACAUACAUACCAGAAACGUUAUCCGCAACGCUGAUCGUUGGCCUCGUCCACUUCUCAAAAAUUUGAGUUCGGUGGCCCACGUUUUUAUUUGACGAGGCUCUAUUGCAGUGCUUGAUAAGUCUUCGUCAAAAUGCCACCAAAACGUGCAACAGAGGAAACCGAUAAGCUAACCAGAAUAGCCAUUGUCAAUACUGAUAAAUGCAAGCCAAAAAGAUGUCGUCAAGAAUGCAAAAAGUCCUGUCCAGUAGUACGUAUGGGAAAACUUUGCAUUGAAGUUACCCCAAACAGCAAAAUUGCAUCAAUCUCAGAAGAACUGUGCAUUGGUUGUGGUAUCUGUGUAAAGAAAUGCCCAUUUGAAGCAAUUUCAAUCAUCAAUUUACCAAGUAAUUUGGAAAAAGAAACAACCCACAGAUAUUCAAAAAAUUCCUUCAAAUUGCAUAGGCUUCCUAUACCAAGACCAGGAGAAGUACUUGGAUUAGUUGGAACAAAUGGAAUUGGUAAAUCAACUGCAUUGAAAAUUCUAGCUGGAAAACAAAAACCCAACUUGGGUCGCUUCACUGACCCACCAGACUGGACAGAUAUUUUGAGUCACUUUAGAGGUAGUGAAUUACAAAAUUAUUUUACCAAAAUUUUGGAGGAUAAUUUGAAAGCUUUGAUCAAGCCACAGUAUGUAGAUCAGAUCCCCAAAGCUGUCAAAGGAACAGUCCAACAGUUAUUAGACAAAAAAGAUGAAACUCAAAGUCAACAGAGAAUUUGUGAAAUGCUUGAUUUGACACACAUUAGAGACAGAGAAAUUGGGGCUUUAUCUGGUGGAGAAUUGCAACGUUUUGCUUGCGCCAUGGUGUGCAUUCAAGAUGGUGACAUCUUUAUGUUUGAUGAACCAUCCUCGUACCUUGAUGUCAAGCAACGUUUGAAUGCUGCUGUUACUAUCAGAUCUUUGAUACAUCCUGAUAAGUUUAUUAUAGUUGUUGAGCACGAUUUAUCUGUAUUAGAUUAUUUGUCCGACUUCAUCUGUUGUUUGUAUGGAGUUCCUGGUGCUUAUGGAGUAGUUACUAUGCCUUUCUCUGUUAGGGAAGGAAUUAAUAUUUUCCUUGAUGGAUUUGUACCAACAGAAAAUUUGCGAUUCAGAGAAGAAUCACUUGUUUUCAAAGUAGCUGAAAGUGCCACAGAAGAAGAAGUUAAACGAAUGAGCCAUUACGAAUAUCCAGCAAUGGUAAAAACUAUGGGUAACUUCCAUUUAGAAGUAGAGAGAGGACAGUUUACUGACUCCGAAAUUUUAGUUUUGCUGGGAGAAAAUGGUACUGGUAAAACUACUUUUAUUAGAAUGUUGGCUGGUAAUAUAACCCCAGAUAGUGGCUCAGCUGAAUUACCAAUGCUGCACAUCAGUUACAAACCUCAGAAAAUCAGUCCAAAAUCACAAGGAAUUGUCAAACAAUUACUUCACGAAAAGAUUCGCGAUGCAUACAUCCAUCCACAGUUCAUCACAGAUGUUAUGAAACCAUUAAAAAUUGAUGACAUCAUAGAUCAAGAAGUUCAAAAUUUGUCUGGUGGUGAAUUGCAACGUGUUGCCUUGGCUCUAUGCUUAGGUAAACCGGCUGAUGUCUACCUAAUUGAUGAACCGUCAGCUUAUUUGGAUUCCGAACAGCGUUUAGUUGCCGCUAAAGUUAUCAAAAGAUUUAUUCUGCACGCUAAAAAAACUGGAUUUGUUGUUGAGCACGAUUUCAUCAUGGCUACAUAUUUGGCAGAUCGUGUGAUAGUGUUCUCUGGUACCCCGUCUAUGACGACGGUAGCGCACAGUCCACAAUCCCUAUUAAAUGGAAUGAAUAGAUUUUUAGAAUUAUUAGGUAUCACUUUCAGAAGAGAUCCAAACAACUUCCGCCCUCGAAUAAACAAGAGCCAAUCCGUGAAGGAUGUGGAACAGAAAAGAGCUGGACAAUAUUUCUUCUUGGAAGAUUAGUUGUCUAAUAGAAUAAAAGAAUAAAUCGAAUCGAUCGAAUAGAAGAAUAAAUAACGAAGGGAUAUUUUUUGAGAACUAUAUUGGCACCUCGGAAGAAAAAAAUUGAUUAUAAAAUAUUGCUGAAUACUCUCUACAAAAUGUCUUUCCAUCACACAGUAGUCUAUACAUAAUCGUGUAUUAUGAUACUAGUGCCAAAAGUAGCACUUAAUGACAGGGUAUAGUUUAGGGCCCAGAGUGAAGCGAGUCUAUAAGUGUUACUCAUGGCACGAGUGUUCUACAAUAUUUUGUAACACUGUGCGAAGUUCACUUUUAUGCCCUAUAAUCUAAGACAUAAGUUGCUCAUUAUAGCAUCACGACGUGAAAUAAGCGCACGCUGAGGUGCCAAAAUGUGACACUUAUGUAACUGAAAAAUAUGCCAUAAAAGUGAAUUUUUUAUAAUUCAUCAAAAAAAUUGUUUUAUUUCUUUUGAAAACAACAUCAAAUCUGUUUUUAA